AUGACUAGCAUGUCUUCCAAUCACAAGCCACUCUUUCCAGUUGAGAAAUCACUGAUGUCUUACUGGAUGAAGAAGCGUCAUUCUCUGGCAUCUUUCUGCAGCUCCAAUGCACUCCCUAAACAAUGCGAUAUAGCCAUCAUCGGCACCGGAAUGUCUGGAGUCGCAACAGCGUACCACAUACUAUCAAAGCCAGACACUGGACUCGAACAGCCAAGCGUUGUUCUCCUUGAAGCACGUCAAGCCUGUUCUGGAGCGACCGGGCGCAAUGGCGGCCACACCAAGCUGGCGACGCCCGUCAUUCACCGACUGGCCGAAACCCAUGGAAUCGAAGCUGCGGCUCAAAUAGUUUGUCAUCAGCUAGAUCAACUAACUGCUCUGAAAGAAGUAGUUGACAAAGAGGACAUUGAUUGUGAAUUCUUGAGCACUCGCUCUUUUGAUAUCUUCUUUGAUGAGAAGCAUGCUCAGCAAAUGUAUGCGUUCAUUUCCAGUGAACAAGCAAAAGGAACGCCUUGGGUAAAAGAGGUCCAGUGGAUAGGCAAAGAACAAUCAGACAAGAUUACUGGUGUCAAGAAUACCAAAGGCGCUCUAAGCGUCCCCGCGGCCUCGCUAUGGCCGUAUAAACUUGUCACAGAAUUGCUUUCAAAGGUCUUAGACCUGGGUGGCCAGCUAUAUACCGAGACUUGUGUCACAGCUGUGAAAGAAAAAGAUAAUGGUGAAACCACUCUUACAACUUCCCGGGGACUUUUGACAGCGAGAAAGACUAUUUUUGCAACGAACGCUUAUACCGCCGCCCUACUUCCUCAAUACGAAUCAAUAAUCACCCCCUUUAAAGGGCAAAAUUCGCAUCUUUCUCCCUCUCCAUCUUUCACGCCGCCUAUGCUUCUUGACAACACUUACAAUCUUCAUUUCGACUCGCAUUACGCGGACUAUCUGAUCCCAAGACCUGACGGAACAAUUAUACUUGGGGGCGCAAAAUGGACAUACGAGCAUGAUCUUAAAAUAUGGUGGAAUAGUGUUGAUGAUUCGACAUUAAUCAACAAUGAGACUACGACGCAUUUCGAUUCGGUUAUGGCCGAUCAUUUCUAUGGUUGGGAGAAUGCCGCAGCGCAACAUGACAUGGUCUGGACAGGCAUCAUGGCAUCUACGCCAGAUGUACUGCCUCAUGUGGGAAGGAUCCCUGGGUCUAAGAACCAGUGGAUUUUAGCAGGCUUCAAUGGUGGUGGAAUGAUACAAAUCUUUACGUUGACCCAAGCAAUUGCCAAGAUGGUUACAAAGGGAAUUGAGUACGAUGGUACAGGUUUACCUGAGCUUUUCAAAGCCACGGAUGCUCGGCUGGCUGUCCGCCACCAGAAAUAG
Penicillium atrosanguineum is the source of this 1356-nucleotide messenger RNA. RefSeq names its product NAD(P)/FAD-dependent oxidoreductase. Bases 1 to 1356 code for a protein of 451 amino acids. Gene Ontology annotation, cellular component: cytoplasm. The record is from RefSeq and is a predicted model, not a curated record. Lineage: Eukaryota; Fungi; Ascomycota; Eurotiomycetes; Eurotiales; Aspergillaceae. The transcript has 4 exons. Gene Ontology annotation, molecular function: oxidoreductase activity.